AUGUCAUAUGCUGAUGACACAGCUCUGGUGUUCACAGUGAUAGCCACAGCUCACAACAUCACGUUUCUAGAGGUACCGAUGUACGGUGAUCCUCACCAAGAAGCGAACCUCGUCUGCCACUAUAUGAACGACCAGGGCGAUCCCGCACUACACUCCGUCAAGUGGUACAGAGGCAGCAACGAAAUAUUCAGGUUCACACCAGGACAACAGCCUCCGACAAGGACGUUUAACUCGACGGCAGGGGGCGUGUCCAGAGGCUCCUGCAACCUGAACAGCUGUGCCAUCAGCGUGAUACUCCCUAGAAAUUACAAUACUAAGCUCUCGUUCACUUGUGAAGUGUCCACCGAGGGUCCACGGUUUGCUGUAGUCAAGCAGACCAAGGAAUUAACAGUGGCUGUGACAUUGAAAGAAGAUCCGGUGAUAUCAGGAGUGCCGGGUACUGUACAGCUAGGUGAAGAUGUAUUGCUCAACUGUACUACAAAGCCAGCGAUGCCACCGGCCAACAUCGUCUGGUACAUCGACGGCAGACCUGAUAGGACGGACUUUGGUACGAGGAAUAAUAACACGCCAGUCUCAAACGCCAACGACUUCAACCUCCGAUCGAGUUGGCGAGCCAUCCGACUUCGAGUGGCCACCUCUAGAGGCUUCAUGGCCUUACGCUGUGAAGCCAUACAGCCAAUGCAACCCCCCUACAUAAGGGCUACGAAUGCGACCCUGGUAGUUGCGAGGUCGCCACAUUUAUCUAUGUUUACAGCCGCAGGUUCAAGCUCGACCAUGUUGGAAGCAACAGUACUGAUUCUCACGUUGUGCAUCUCAGUACAUAUAUUUUCUAAAUACAGUGCCUUGAGUGAAGUCUAAUCGAUGCUGUAGGUGUCAGCUUAAGUAUCGAGCGUUUAGUAUAGUUAGAUAUCCAUUCAAUCACUGCAAUGUUUACACGACAACACUACCAGGGGACUUGAGAAGCCAGUUCGAUAUGUUAAUACGAAGUUUUUCUAAAGAGGAAAAAAUGUCUGCCUGUAAAAGAGCAAGGUAUCAAUUGAUAAGGUUCCUGGAAUUUUAGAAGAAAACUUGCCGAUGAACUUAAAUGGGCCAUUCCUUUGAAUUUAGAGACGUACGGUAACUUUCCGAUACUGGGAAAUGAAUGAGGAAGCGUGCUAAAACUGAACAACUUCUUCAAUUUAAAACAGUUCAUUUAGACGUACAAACUUAAAAAUCUACAUUUUAAGCCAGGGAAGUAAUUCAGAAGAUGCCGUGGGUAGAAACGAAGCUCGGAAGUAAAAAAUGUAGAUUAGUUUCAGCAACAGUUGGCAAAACGUUCAGCUACUCUACUACUCAACAUUCUCAUUUUGACGUUUUCCAACAUCACUCUCCUAAGUUCCGCUGCUUGCCUGGUACCACUCCACAAACACGAGAAGUAAACUAAAAGCAGCUAUUAGAUGCGGAACUGAAGAAAUGUUAAGACUACCAUAAUAGCAUCAUUUGCAAAGAAAAAUCAACAAAAAAUAAAUUUUGCUUUAUAGAUAAUAAUAGUUCAAUGAAUUUACGGUAAAAUAAAGCGUCUCCCAUCUGUAUGAUAAAAUAAGCUACCGUGAAAUUGUGCGCUUUAUUUUUUAACAUAUCCGUUCAAUAUCAUAGCGUUUCACUCACAAACAAAGUAUCAAUAAAAUGACGUAUUAUAAAUAUGUAUGCAUGUUUAUGAAUGAAUACAUAUAUAUGACUAUACAUGUAUGUGACUAUGCCAGACAGCAUCAAAGAGUCCCCGUAUCAAUUGUAUCUUCGUAAAUACAUAACACGAACAAUCGUAGCAACAUUCAGUGAUCUUUUAUUUCUGUUCUCCGUUCAAUAUUUAUGAAAUCCUGGUACAUUGUACAAUCAAAUGUUAGUCUGUUUUGGCGUGUAAACAUUGCAAAUAUUACGUAGCUGUAUUUUAGUGGCGUAUGAUAAAGUUACAAAGUGGAUGUGAUAAUAUAAAAUAAUGUUAUUUUAUCCUUCCUAAGGAAUUCUAUGUAUUUUAAGUUCAAGUUUGUUGUUGUAAUAAAUAAACUUAUCCUAGAUUUUUACUCUUAAUUGAGUAUCAACCUAAAGUGAGAUACAAAAAUAGUGCUCAAAAAGAUCCCACAAAAUUAACGUUUGUGAAUUUAUCAGAUCUAGGUUUUGUUAAAACAUUUGAAUUGAAAAAAAUAAAUAAACAAAAACAUAAUUGUUAUGGAAUGGAGUACGCAACGAGUUAUUUAAACAAACUAUUCAAAAUAUUUGCUUUCAGUGAAACAUUGAGAUAAAUAAAUUGCGCAUUAUUAAAUUCCACAUUAAAUCCCAAAUGUUCAUUGGUAAUGUGGGAAUUUUACUUUGAAUUACAUGCACAUUUUGAAUGAAAUAAACAAAGAGCGCGUAAAAUAACUAUACAAGAAUAUCAGAAUACAUUACAAAGUACAAGGAGAAUAGAAAGCAGAAAGAAGUAAACAUGUAUUACAUUUGAAUGAAUUUGCUGUGUCCGCGACCCGCGUGCGUCUGUUGUCUGUUACAUUCUUUGAAAUGGCGCUGGGAAUUCGAGGCUCAAUCCAUUGUCAGGCCCAAUAAGCUUUUAGAGCUCUUUGACCGUGCCUGCCUACUGUUUUACUCGCAAUAACGCGCUGUUGUCUGUUAUCACGUUCAUAUUUGAUGUGAUAUGACUUUUCAUGGGGGUCCAUAUGGAAGUUUCCAAGUAAACGGCAGAGAUUGGAAGUUAGAAGUUUGUUUUCCUGUAAGGCAUCGCGUGGAAAUGUGGUUUAGAUAGGUGUUAAUGUGAAAAUAAUGCUCAGUAAUUUUGUAGAUAGGGUGGAAGUAUAUUAUUCUAAAUUGCAUUUUAUUUUUAACGAAUGCUGAAUAUUGUUUUCAAAGGCCAUUUAUUUGAUAAAAAUAAAAUACAGCU
This is a messenger RNA of Spodoptera litura, 2908 nucleotides long. RefSeq lists its product as uncharacterized. Lineage: Eukaryota; Metazoa; Arthropoda; Insecta; Lepidoptera; Noctuidae. The record is from RefSeq and is a predicted model, not a curated record.